Molecule: messenger RNA, 273 nt
Organism: Paramecium sonneborni
Lineage: Eukaryota; Ciliophora; Oligohymenophorea; Peniculida; Parameciidae
Source: the annotation of a GenBank genome assembly
AUGAAUUAAGAAAUAUAGCAAUUUCUGAAUAAGUUAGAGAAAGUGAUUUAUAUAUUAGUUUUUUUCCUGAAUUAAGUAAACCUCCGAAACCAGAUUUAGAAUUUAUGGAUGAGGAUGAAUUCUACGAAUGGCUUCAUCAAAGAUUAUUAUUAUUUAUUGUUACAAAAGAUAUUCAAAUUGCUGCAAUGGCAAUUUAACAAUGGUGUUUAAAAGGAUAUUGUAAUCUCUUUAAACUUUAAUACAUAGGAUAUUAGAAUCUGGAAUCCCAUUGAU